UGUCUUCGUUGAAGCCACAAAGACCGGAGAGGGAAACAAUCUGUUCGUUUUCUCUAUACUUAUCAUACUAGUGUAGCCAGUCUACUUCUCCCUCUCUUUGGUAUAUGUUUUUGGCGGUUAUUUAUAAGUUCGUGAAGCAAUGGAAAAUCUAAACAUGGCAUUGGUUUUGUCUGCGAGUCCGAAACUAGUGUUUAGUAACGCUGGUUUCAGGAACCCUGCCAUAGAAAUCUCCAGGCUCAGAAGAAACUCUUCCUUUGCUGUGCCCUUUACGCUUCAGUCUGCGAGAAUUGGGGCCAGGACCUCUAGAAUUUCUUUCUGUGCCCGUGCUGAUCCUCGUCGAAUCGCCCAAAAUGGGAAAGUUGGAGCUGAUGUUUUCGCCAAUUUAUCUUCUUCAACUGGUCAACAUACUUCUUCAGUUGGCGUUAACCCGAAUUUAACAGUGACACCACCAUCAUCGAGCAUAGGUUCGCCUCUGUUUUGGGUUGGAGUGGGUGUUGGUCUCUCAGCACUAUUUUCAUUUGCCGCAUCAAGAUUGAAGCAAUAUGCAAUGCAACAAGCUAUGAAAACUAUGAUGAACCAAAUGAAUACUCAGAAUAACCAAUUUAGCAAUGCUGCCUUUUCUCCGGGAUCACCUUUUCCCUUUCCAACUUCGUCACCAUCAGGGCCCAGUACACCUUUUACGCCUCCUUCUCAACCUUCAGUUACCGUUGAUGUGCCUGCUACAAAAGUAGAAGCAGCUUCUGCUACUGUAGUAAAAAACGAAACAGAAUUUAAGAGUGAAACAAAAGUGGAGGAACCAAAAAAAUAUGCUUUUGUUGAUGUUUCCCCAGAUGACAUCUUACAAAAAGGUCCUUUUGAAAACUUUGAAGAUUCGGAAACUAGUUCAUCUAAGGAUUCUCAGUUCCAAGAAGUUGCACAAAAUGGACCCACUUUCAAGCAGGGUGUAGGUGACUCUCCAGGGGCACAAUCUACAAGCAAAAUGAAAGGUGCCUUGUCAGUGGAGACUCUGGAGAAAAUGAUGGAAGAUCCAACAGUGCAGAAGAUGGUUUAUCCAUACUUGCCUGAGGAGAUGAGGAAUCCAACUACUUUCAAGUGGAUGCUACAGAAUCCUCAAUAUCGUCAGCAAUUGGAGGAAAUGCUGAACAAUAUGGCUGGAAGUGAAGAAUGGGACAAGAGGAUGAUGGAUACCUUGAAGAACUUUGAUCUUAACAGUCCUGAAAUUAAGCAGCAGUUUGAUCAAGUUGGACUUACACCUGAAGAAGUUAUCUCUAAGAUUAUGGCCAAUCCUGAUGUUGCCAUGGCAUUUCAGAAUCCGAGAGUUCAGGCCGCCAUAAUGGAUUGUUCACAGAAUCCCCUGAGCAUUACAAAAUACCAAAAUGACAAGGAGGUCAUGGAUGUUUUCACCAAAAUAUCAGAACUCUUCCCUGGGGUGACUGGUUCACCUUGAUUUUAGUUUGUUGACAGCUGCUGUUUUCUGGGGUUCAUCAUGUUCAAUAUUUUUUCCAGAGCAACAAGUAUAAUCAGUAGACACGCAAAAAAAAAAGGGUGCAAUUUCUCAGGUAAAUUCUCUUCAGAUGGCAUCUAUGAUGUGAGCUUUGCAAGUUUUGUAAACUAGCUAUUAGUUAGAUGUUAACUUCGGCAUUAUUUGGGCAUUAACUGGAUACAUGUUUUAUAAAAUUUGUGCUUGUCUUUUAAUCUGCUUUUUACCUCAAAUCGUUCAACUUGUGAAAUAUAUUUGAGAUUAUGAUAUUAUCACAUCUCAAAGACAUUUUAUUGUAUAUUAUAUACAAUUAUUUGAAGACAUUUUCCAA
Messenger RNA from Mangifera indica (mango), 1811 nucleotides. RefSeq names its product protein TIC 40, chloroplastic-like. The transcript is spliced from 14 exons. Gene Ontology annotation, cellular component: chloroplast inner membrane; chloroplast thylakoid membrane. NCBI's taxonomy places the organism in Eukaryota, Viridiplantae, Streptophyta, Magnoliopsida, Sapindales, Anacardiaceae. The coding region runs from base 140 to 1447 and encodes 435 amino acids. The record is from RefSeq and is a predicted model, not a curated record. Gene Ontology annotation, biological process: chloroplast organization; protein import into chloroplast stroma.